This is a messenger RNA of Nelumbo nucifera (sacred lotus), 916 nucleotides long. The record is from RefSeq and is a predicted model, not a curated record. Lineage: Eukaryota; Viridiplantae; Streptophyta; Magnoliopsida; Proteales; Nelumbonaceae.
UAUGAAACAUGAAGAGGAAUGGUGUGAAAGUGGAUAUCAGUAUCUAUUUCUUUUUUUCAAAGCUAUCAAUUCAGACUGUUGUAAACGGUGCCUUUGAACAGAAGCAGCCACUUUCAAGGAUUCCUACUGUCGCCUCCUCUAGCUUUGCCUUUUAUCACAAGAGAAUCUGAUCUAAAGAGACCUCUCGUGCACACUAUAAAUGGACAAUUUACCCCACCAUGUAUAUUGGGAUAACCAAAGUAGCCAUGUUAGGAUUCUCCAUGAACACCCAAGCCAUCAUCAUCCUACUCAUCUUUGCCCUCUCUGUAAUCGUUUCUCCUUUGGCUGACGGGGUUCAACCGGCCAACCCUAUGUCCCAUGCAUCGCAAGCCAAUUGCACUUACUCCAUCGUGAUUGAGACAACAUGUGCACCAUCUGCCGACACCAAAGGUGUCGUUGGUGUUAGAUUCGGCGACUCUGCUGGUAAUCUCGUCGUCGUGAAGCAUCUGAAGAACCCCAAAUCACUGAAUGCUCCCAAAGAAGGCGCAAGGAAGCAAGGAGGCACGUACCGUGCGUUCGAACGAUGUGCGGUGGACGUGUUCGACACAAGUGGGCCGUGCAUGAGUCGAAGUGUGUGCUCUCUCUACCUCAAGCAGUUUGGAGCAGAUAGAUGGAGACCCGGUUGGGUGAAGGUUCUUCAUCGACGAGAUGAUAGUCGCCUCUCGCUAGCUUCUUACCUCUUCUACUUCAGGACAUUUGUGCCUGAAAACGUUUGGUUUGGAUUUGAUUACUGUAACCCCCACCAAGGAUCUCUGCCAAAGGUCCCAACUCUUGGUGGGGAAGCCUAGUCGGAGGCUUUUCCUUUUCUCUGCUUCAACUUUCAAGAUGUAACGAAAGGUUUAAAUUGCAGUAAUAUCACUUGCAGGAUUCCCACGUA